This is a messenger RNA of Polistes canadensis, 3131 nucleotides long. It is a transcript of the gene TAF1B, whose product is annotated as TATA box-binding protein-associated factor RNA polymerase I subunit B. Gene Ontology annotation, biological process: nucleolar large rRNA transcription by RNA polymerase I; RNA polymerase I preinitiation complex assembly. The coding region runs from base 74 to 3088 and encodes 1004 amino acids. The record is from RefSeq and is a predicted model, not a curated record. Gene Ontology annotation, cellular component: RNA polymerase transcription factor SL1 complex; RNA polymerase I core factor complex. Gene Ontology annotation, molecular function: RNA polymerase I core promoter sequence-specific DNA binding. The transcript has 10 exons. Lineage: Eukaryota; Metazoa; Arthropoda; Insecta; Hymenoptera; Vespidae.
GCGGGAUCUAAAGUGACAUAAGUUGGUUACCACGUGUACCGUGCACUGUGUUUACCAAAAUUAAUGAAUUGCAAUGGAAGGAGAUCUAAAAGUAAAAUCAGUAUGCCGAGUUUGCGGAUGCACAAAUUUUUUCAAAGAUGCUGGUUUUUAUUACUGUGAAACCUGUCAAACACAAAAUGAUGAAAUAAGAGAAGAAAUAUUUGAUAUGCGUGUAGAUCCAAGUACAAAACUGCGAAAGAUUAAAAUCAAACAUGCCGAUCGAAAGCACAGUGAACCUCAGGGGUGGACAACGUGGGAAAUAUAUAAUUUUGCUUUAAUUGGACUAACCGAAGAAAUGAUUGAACUUGGUGCUUCACCGGAUAUAAAAUUUACAGUAUUACAAUUGUGGUCAACUUAUUUAAGUAAACUUCAAGUGGCAUUUACUUCAAUAAACAGAAAGUCUUUACCAAAACUUUCUAAACAGUUUAAUAAAAACGAUGCAGAAAUUAUUUAUGGUAAAAUUCAAUCAAAAAAGAAGAUUAUUAAACGGUAUAAAAUGCAUACAAAUAGUACAAAUCAAUCUGUAGUUUCUGCUACUCAUAGUGGUUACUCAUCUGGUACUCAUGGUGGUUCACAAGGAUUUCACAGAAACAAAAAACUCUUGAUAAAUUCAGAUUAUGAGAAAUACCUGAAAUCCCAGACAAAUUCUGAUGCUAUCAGUGCAGUUAGUAUAAGUGCAUACAGUUCUAAUACAGUAAGAUCAUUCGAUAAAGAAGAAAGAGUAUCCUUUAACAAAUUUGCAAAAGAAGAAAAGAAAAAGAUACAAAAAUUAGCUAAAAAUGUUUCAUAUAUUAAAAGAGUUAAAUAUAGAAAAAAACAUAUUACUUCUCAAUAUAAAACAGGGCCAUGUGUAAUUACGGGAAUUAAACUGUGGGCUAUUGUUUAUCUUGCCAUGAGAAUUCAUAAAGAACCUAUACAGUUAGGUGAUAUGUUAAGGUUUGCGAGAGAGGGUCAUAUGUCUUAUUAUAGAUUAGAUCAUUUAAUUCCGUCCGAAGUAAAACUAUCUCAAAAUGAUGUGAAUUUUUUAACACAAAAUACAGAGAUAACACAUAAAGGUCUUAGAAAGAUAGCUGCAAGGAUGGCAAAAUUUAUUGGAAUUAGGAAAAUGAGUUCUCCGAACCUUUUACCAUUGAUCAGUCGUUAUUGUCAGGAACUAGCAUUACCAAAAGGUGUACUACUAUAUGCUGAAAGAUUUAUUGCUCUCUCGCCUCCAACAAUGAUUUUUGAUUUUAAAAAGUCAGAUAUUCCUAACUAUGAAGCACGUGCGAUGGCAUUUAUUAUAGUAGUAUUAAAAGUAUUAUUUGGAUUGGAUGGUAUAACAGAGUGUACCAUUAGUAAGAUAGCAGAACGUAUUAAUAUUGUAGGUAGCAAACAAGAUGUACUUGAUACAAAAUUAUUUAGUUUUUGCGAAUGGCAAAGAUAUAUCGAAUGUAGAAAAAAUAUUUUAGUUAAUAAGCAUUAUCCAACAAAAUUAAAAUACGACCCAACGUUACCGCUGAGCAAUAAUAUGUACCUUAAUUUCUUGGAAUUUAUUAAAUCAAAAAAAGAUGGAGAAAAUCCAGAAAUUAAUAAUUAUAAGCAUCUCCUUCCACGAGAUCUUACUGAUGCUAUGAAGCGGUGUUUUGAAAAGUUAAAUCAAGAUAAUAAACCAUCAGAAGACGUAACAAUAUUUAAUCCAUCAUUGACGCCUCUUUACUCUUAUCUUCAACAACUAUGGGAAAAUUCUUCUAACAAAAUUCCUGAUAUUUUAAAAACUGACUUUUAUGAAACCAAAGUUGGAUAUAUGACAAAUAUCAAUGAUUUUCAGCAACUUGCUGCACAAUGUAACAUAAAUUUGAUAAUUGUAAACUCCAGAUCACAUUUUAUCAAUAAAAUUGUACCUUACUUUGAACGAAAUAAGAUGCAAGAAGUGUCAAAACUUAAAGAAGAUGUUCAAAUAUGUGAUUUUAACGAGUCAGAAGAAGAAAAUAUAAAAAAAAUAGAAAAUUUUGUUUCUUAUAUAGAUAAAAAUAUACCUUGUUAUACUAGAGUUGACAAUACAAAAUUACAAUAUUUUGAUGACGUACGAAAUUCAUUAAAAAUGAAUACAAAUUUUAAUCAUAACGAUCAUAAUGAUUUUAUAUUUGGAGAUGUAUUACCAGAUGGUAAAUUAUUAAUACCCGAAGAAAAUGAAGCUACAUCGGAUGAUGAUGUAUUACAUUUUAAAGACACAAUUAAACAAAAACCUGAUACAAUGGAUAUAGAUUUUUAUCAGAAAUAUAAUAUCCAAUUAACACAAUACGAGCAAGAAUCAAUACUUAAGCCACAAGAACUGGAAAGUAUUGAAGAUUUUAUGAAACGUAAAAUGCAUCGAUAUCGUAAUUCGAAAGGACAAUUCAUGAAAGCUUCAGAAGUACAAAAAUUAAUGAAUAGCUAUAAUUUUAUAAAACCUAAUUUAAUAGAUAAUCUUAAUUUUUAUGACUUACAUAAUUUUACUGGAAUAAAUUUAGAUAAUGAUAAUUUGGAUAAUGAUAAUUUGGAUAAUAAUGAUUUGGAUUCAUUUAAUGAUCUUGAAAUGAGUUUAUUCAAAGUGCCAUGUGAUAUAUCAAAAAAUGAAGAAAAAAUAUUUGAUCGAAAAUAUAAUUUUAAUAGCGAUUUAAAUAAUAUGAAUAAUUAUUUCGAUUUAUCUGAUAUAUCCAUAUUAAAUGAUGACAUUUUAGAACAGAAUCUAGAUAUAGAUGAGACAAAAUUAAUUUUAAAAAAUGACAUAGAUUCUAGCGAACAAGAAUCUGAAAACAUGAAAUUUUUCUGUCCCUGUGAAGAUUACUGGAUGUAUCACUGUAUAUUUAGUCGUGUAAAAGCAAAAAACUUCGAAUUAUUUGAAAAAGUUUUACCAAGAAGUUUUCGUUGGCUAUUAAAUGAAUGUGCGAAUGUUUUGGAGAUGACUACAGAAGAAUUGUAUGAAGAAAUUUGUACGAUAGAAAAUUUUUACUCGCAAAUUCUAAAUCCUAAUAACGUAUUUGACCAUUUUACGAGAAUACAUCGUAGUCUUAUUAUUAGUAAAUGGUGAAAUUUAUUUUAUAGUCUAAGAAAUUUUAUAUAAAAAUGUAAUU